This is a messenger RNA of Lasiosphaeria miniovina, 1170 nucleotides long. RefSeq lists its product as uncharacterized. NCBI's taxonomy places the organism in Eukaryota, Fungi, Ascomycota, Sordariomycetes, Sordariales, Lasiosphaeriaceae. The transcript is spliced from 8 exons. The coding region runs from base 1 to 1170 and encodes 389 amino acids. The record is from RefSeq and is a predicted model, not a curated record.
AUGAGUGUAGCGAGGCUCUGGUGUUGUUGCUCUGCAGGCUGCGAUAACAUCAUUGAGGCUCGAAGGGCAAGCAUAGCCACACUCCGAUCACAGCACUCCGAUCACAGCACUCCGAUCAAAUCCAAUUACACGCUUCUUCACCUACUGAAAGCCGAGCCUCGCUUCUUGAGGAACAUAUCUGAGAAGAAAGAUGGCCAAGGCGCUCCCAACGCCAGCCCAGAACCGGCUCCGGCACCUCCUUCCCAGUUUGGGCUAGAGCGCCUCAGCCAAGCAGCGAAUAUAAACGCAGGUCAAAAUCUCCCACCUGGUGUCUUUGAUGGCCCAGUCACCGAGUACCCAGCCGAAUGGGCAUUCACGUUCAACACGGUCUCGGAAAACCCAGAGACGGUCCUGGUCGCCGCAGCAAAGCGGCUGCUCGCAGAGAUUUCCGCCAAACGGCAAUUCCCGAAACAGAAAUCUCGGCCCAUAGUGUUUGUGGCUCACAGCUUUGGGGGGAUCCUUGUCAAGAAGGCAAUCAUGCUGGCGGAAAAUGAGUUGUACCCGUGCAUGGUUGAGGCGCAAAAGAAAAUAGAGGGCGUCGUGUUCCUCGGAACGCCCCACUUCGGCUUUGGCGAAGCUUUCUGGAAAGAAGUCGCAAUGAACUGUGCCAGAGCAUACGGUAUGGGCCACUUCGGCCGCAAGGACUGGGGCAAGCGAGUGAAGGCGGGCUGGAGAGAACUGAAUCGGGUCACACGGGAGUGGCUGAAACAUGCAACGGGCCCAGCGAUCGAGGUCCGGAACUUCUCCGAGACGACGCCAGUCAACGGCGUCAUGGUCGUCCCGGACCACGCUGCUGGUAUCGGCAUCUACAAAGAACAUAAGAUGGAGCUGCAGGAGAAAAACCACUGCACGCUCACGCAGUACGUGGACGCAAACGACACGAGCUUCAAGCUUGUGGCGGGCGAAGUCCUGUCGCUGGCGUUCAAUGCGUGGAUGAGGAAUAUGCCGCCGCCAGUGAAAGAGCCCGAGAUUAUUCGUCCUAUUCCUCAGCGCAGAUAUGUUCCAUCGCCGCCUGCACCACCAUCGCCUUCGAUGGACUUCUCAGAACCUAGCAGUGAUUAUUGGGACGCGCAAUCUACUGCUUCUACCGAAAUACCUUAUCUCACACCACCCUAUGAAUGUGAACUCUGA